GGACCCCGCCGAUGGAGGCCGAGGUGCUGCAGGCGCCCCUGCUGGGGCUGGGAGAGGAGGACGAGCCCGACCUCACCGACUGGAACCUGCCCUUGGCCUUCAUGAAGAAGAGGCAUUGCGAGAAGAUCGAGGGCUCCAAGUCCCUGGCCCAGAGCUGGCGGAUGAAGGACCGGAUGAAGACAGUCAGCGUGGCCUUAGUCUUGUGCCUGAAUGUCGGUGUGGACCCUCCAGAUGUGGUGAAGACCACACCCUGUGCACGCCUGGAGUGCUGGAUUGAUCCUCUGUCCAUGGGUCCUCAGAAAGCUCUGGAAACCAUCGGUGCGAACUUGCAGAAGCAGUACGAGAACUGGCAGCCUCGGGCCCGCUACAAGCAGAGCCUCGACCCGACUGUGGACGAGGUGAAGAAGCUGUGCACGUCCCUGCGCCGGAACGCCAAGGAGGAACGGGUCCUCUUCCACUACAACGGCCACGGGGUGCCCCGGCCCACGGUCAACGGCGAGGUCUGGGUCUUCAACAAGAACUACACGCAGUACAUCCCACUGUCUGUGUACGACCUGCAAACAUGGAUGGGCAGCCCCUCCAUCUUCGUCUAUGACUGCUCCAAUGCCGGCCUCAUCGUCAAGUCCUUCAAGCAGUUUGCUCUGCAGCGGGAGCAGGAGCUGGAGGUGGCUGCCAUCAACCCCAACCACCCACUGGCGCAGAUGCCUUUGCCCCCAUCCAUGAAGAACUGCAUCCAGCUGGCCGCCUGCGAGGCCCACGAGCUCCUGCCCAUGCUGCCUGACCUGCCGGCCGACCUCUUCACGUCCUGCCUCACCACCCCCAUCAAGAUCGCGCUGCGCUGGUUUUGCAUGCAAAAAUGUGUCAGGCUCGUGCCCGGAGUCACACUGGACCUGAUAGAAAAAAUCCCCGGGCGGCUCAAUGACAGGAGGACGCCACUGGGUGAGCUCAACUGGAUUUUCACAGCCAUCACGGACACCAUCGCCUGGAAUGUGCUUCCCCGGGAUCUCUUCCAGAAGCUCUUCCGACAGGACCUGCUCGUGGCAAGUCUGUUUCGAAAUUUUCUGCUGGCCGAGAGGAUCAUGAGGUCAUACAACUGUACGCCAGUCAGCAGCCCCCGACUUCCCCCAACAUACAUGCAUGCCAUGUGGCAAGCCUGGGACCUGGCCGUGGACAUCUGUCUGUCACAGCUGCCAACCAUCAUUGACGAAGGCACCGCGUUCAGGCACAGCCCGUUCUUCGCGGAGCAGCUGACCGCCUUCCAGGUGUGGCUCACCAUGGGAGUGGAGAACAGGAGCCCUCCCGAGCAGCUCCCCAUUGUCCUGCAGGUGCUGUUGAGCCAGGUGCACCGGCUGCGAGCCUUGGACCUGCUGGGAAGAUUCCUGGACUUGGGCCCAUGGGCAGUGAGCCUGGCCCUGUCAGUUGGCAUCUUCCCCUACGUGCUGAAGCUGCUCCAGAGCUCAGCCCGGGAGCUGCGCCCCCUCCUCGUCUUCAUCUGGGCCAAGAUCCUCGCCGUGGACAGCUCAUGCCAGGCGGACCUCGUCAAGGACAACGGGCACAAGUACUUCCUGUCGGUCCUGGCAGACCCUUACAUGCCGGCUGAGCAUCGGACCAUGACCGCUUUCAUCCUCGCCGUGAUUGUCAACAGCUACAACACCGGGCAGGAAGCCUGCCUGCAGGGGAACCUGAUCGCCCUCUGCCUGGAGCAGCUCAGCGACCCCCACCCCCUGCUGCGCCAGUGGCUGGCCAUCUGCCUGGGCAGGAUCUGGCACAACUUCGACUCGGCCCGCUGGUGCGGGGUGCGGGACAGCGCACACGAGAAACUUUACAGCCUCCUCUCCGACCCCAUCCCUGAGGUGCGCUGUGCAGCCGUCUUUGCUCUGGGCACCUUUGUGGGCAACUCUGCUGAGAGGACAGACCACUCCACCACCAUCGACCACAACGUGGCCAUGAUGCUGGCCCAGCUGAUCAAUGAUGGCAGCCCCAUGGUGCGGAAGGAGCUGGUGGUUGCCCUGAGUCACCUCGUGGUGCAGUAUGAGAGCAACUUCUGUACCGUGGCCCUGCAGUUCAUGGAAGAGGAGAAGAACUAUCCCUUGCCUUCUCCCGCUACCACAGACGGCGGCAGUUUGACACCAGUGCGGGAAGGCCCGUGCACCCCCAGGCUUCGUUCCGUGAGCUCCUACGGAAAUAUCCGCGCGGUCACCACUGCCAGGAACCUCAACAAGUCGCUGCAGAAUCUGAGCUUGACCGAAGAAGCAGGCGGCUCGGUGGCCUUCUCCCCCGGCAACCUCAGCACCAGCAGCAGUGCCAGCAGCACCCUGGGCAGCCCCGAGAAUGAGGAGUACAUCCUGUCCUUCGAGACCAUUGACAAGAUGCGCCGCGUGAGCUCCUACUCUUCCCUCAACUCCCUCAUUGGGGUGUCCUUCAACAGCGUCUAUACCCAGACGUGGAGAGUCCUGCUGCACCUGGCCGCUGACCCCUACCCCGACGUCUCCGACCUGGCCAUGAAGGUGCUCAACAGCAUCGCCCACAAGGCCACGGUGAACGCCCGGCCCCAGCGCAUUCUGGAUGCAUCUUCACUCACGCAGUCGGCCCCCGCUAGCCCUACCAACAAGGGCGUGCACAUCCACCAAGUGGGCGGCUCCCCGCCGGCAUCCAGUGCCAGCAGCUCCAGCCUGACCAACGACGUGGCCAAGCAGCCAGGCAGUCGCGAGCUGCCCUCCGGCCGGCCAAGUACCACAGGUUCCGUGGCUGCGCAGUACACCCCCCACUCCCACCAGUUUCCCCGGACACGGAAGAUGUUCGACAAGGGCCCCGAUCAGACCGCGGAUGAUGGGGACGAGGCUGCCGGACACAAGAACUUCAUCUCCGCCACCAUGCAGACGGGCUUCUGCGACUGGAGUGCCCGCUACUUCGCCCAGCCUGUCAUGAAGAUCCCAGAAGAACAUGACCUGGAGAGCCAGACGCGCAAGGAGAGGGAGUGGCGGUUCCUGCGCAACGCCCGCGUCAGGAAGCAGGCACAGCAGGUGGUCCAGAAAGGCAUCACAAGAUUGGACGACCAGAUCUUUCUCAAUAGGAACCCCGGCGUCCCCUCUGUGGUCAGAUUCCACCCCUUCACGCCGUGCAUAGCCGUGGCUGACAAGGACAGCAUCUGCCUCUGGGACUGGGAGAAGGGAGAGAAACUGGAUUACUUCCAUAACGGAAACCCUCGGUACACUAGAGUCACGGCCAUGGAGUACCUCAACGGCCAGGACUGCUCGCUCCUGCUCACGGCCACAGAUGAUGGGGCCGUCAGGGUCUGGAAGAACUUUGCUGACCUGGAGAAGAACCCCGAGAUGGUGACUGCGUGGCAGGGGCUAUCAGACAUGCUGCCAACCACGCGGGGGGCAGGGAUGGUGGUGGACUGGGAGCAGGAGACCGGCCUCCUCAUGAGCUCGGGGGACGUGCGAGUCGUCCGCGUCUGGGACACGGACCGUGAGAUGAAGGUGCAGGACAUCCCCACGGGUGCUGACAGCUGCGUGACAAGCCUGUCCUGUGACCCCCACCGCUCUCUCAUUGUGGCUGGCCUCGGUGACGGUUCCAUCCGCGUCUAUGACCGCAGGAUGGCGCUCAGUGAAUGCCGUGUCAUGACGUAUCGGGAGCACACGGCCUGGGUGGUUAAAGCCCACCUGCAGAAGCGCCCCGAGGGCCACAUCGUGAGCGUGAGCGUCAAUGGAGAUGUGCGCUUCUUCGACCCCCGGAUGCCCGAGUCGGUGAACGUGCUGCAGAUUGUGAGAGGCCUCACGGCACUGGACGUCCACCCCGAGGCUGGCCUGAUUGCCUGCGGCUCCAUGAACCAGUUCACGGCCGUGUACAACAGCAACGGGGAACUGAUCAACAACAUCAAGUACUACGACGGCUUCAUGGGCCAGCGCGUCGGCGCCAUCAGCUGCCUCGCCUUCCACCCGCACUGGCCUCACCUGGCCGUCGGGAGUAACGACUACUACAUCUCCGUGUACUCGGUGGAGAAGCGCGUCAGAUAGCGGAGCCGGCGCCGGCACCCGUGUACAUAGUGCCCCGCCACGCCCCGCGGCUCCCACACCAGGGAGCCACCUGCCCAUGUGCAGCGGUGGCACCGGGACCUGCAACCCCAGCCCGGCAACGACUUCCUCCGGAGUGGACGGGGCUGGGCGGUCCUGGGCCCAGAGCGCGUGCGCCAGUGAACAGAGUGGACUUC
Molecule: messenger RNA, 4213 nt
Organism: Ochotona princeps (American pika)
Lineage: Eukaryota; Metazoa; Chordata; Mammalia; Lagomorpha; Ochotonidae
Gene: RPTOR
Product: regulatory associated protein of MTOR complex 1
Exons: 34
Coding region: 12-4019 (1335 amino acids)
Biological process (GO): TORC1 signaling; cellular response to starvation; cellular response to amino acid stimulus
Cellular component (GO): cytoplasm; TORC1 complex
Molecular function (GO): protein binding; protein-macromolecule adaptor activity
Source: RefSeq, a predicted model, not a curated record